Molecule: messenger RNA, 623 nt
Organism: Lactuca sativa (garden lettuce)
Lineage: Eukaryota; Viridiplantae; Streptophyta; Magnoliopsida; Asterales; Asteraceae
Source: RefSeq, a predicted model, not a curated record
AACCCCACAACUUUCCCACAUCCCGUUCAUCCCUCCAACAAACCCUCAAAUUCUCCCUCUCAAAACCCCCAAAAUGGCGUCACAACAGAUCCGAUCUCAGCGUGAAGAUGCCCAAGUAUUCACCGGCGAAGAUCUAUGCAAAGAGAAAGCACAAGAAGUACUCGCAAGAUUCUCCCUACCAAAAGGCCUGAUUCCAAUGACUGACGUGACGGAGAUCGGCCACAACGAAUCCACAGGGUUCGUGUGGGUUCGCCGGAAGAAGAAGACGAAUCAUCUCUUCCGUGCGAUUGGUCGGAAUGUGUCGUACGAUAGCGAAGUAACGGCGUUGAUUGAGAAUCGGCGGAUGCGGAAUCUAACAGGUGUUAAGAGCAAGGAGCUUUUGAUUUGGGUGACGAUUUCGGAUAUCUCUGCGGAUGAGUCCGGGAAGAUAACGUUUGGAACUCCGGCGGGGCUGUCUCGUACGUUUCCGACGACGGCAUUUGAAGAAGUGGAGUGAGAAAUUAAGCGAAAGAUUUGUGGAUGAAUUUAGUUCAAGGUUUCCUGUGUAUUUUGAUGGGUUUGAUUGAAAGUUGUAAUAGCGUAAGAACAUAUAUAUAUAUAAGAUGGUAUUUUCAAUAAAACAA